This is a messenger RNA of Lobosporangium transversale, 1831 nucleotides long. RefSeq lists its product as hypothetical. Gene Ontology annotation, cellular component: mitochondrion. The transcript has 5 exons. Bases 264 to 1811 code for a protein of 515 amino acids. The record is from RefSeq and is a predicted model, not a curated record. NCBI's taxonomy places the organism in Eukaryota, Fungi, Mortierellomycota, Mortierellomycetes, Mortierellales, Mortierellaceae. Gene Ontology annotation, molecular function: L-glutamate dehydrogenase (NAD+) activity. Gene Ontology annotation, biological process: L-glutamate catabolic process.
CAAAUUACUUCCCUGACUUGAGAUUCAGCCGAUUGAAUUGGCCCCUUCUCUCCUCGGUUUGAUUACAACAGCAUUGCAAAGUUAUUUAAAUUGGACUUGAAAGCCUUUUUCUUCUUCUUCUUACUUCUUACUUCUUUCCUCUCCCCCCCACAAAAUCUCUCUCUCUCUUUCUCUUCUCUUUCAGUUACUCUUAUUCUUUUGCUACUUGCUACUUUCUAGCCUCUCUCAGUACAGUCUACUUUCUUUUCUAUUUCUGAUCAAUCAUGAUUACUGCUGCACUCCUUCGUAGAACACCAGGGACGUUAUCCUCGGCUGUUCGUUUGCAUAAAUUCGCUCUUACUGCCACAGCCACGUCCUUUGCACGUUCACUCAGUACUCACAUCACUAAUGCGGCGUGUGAAGAUCAUGAGCCUGGUUUUUUAGGUUCCGUCGAAACCUUUUAUGAUCGCGCCGCCAAGAUCAGUGGCAUUCCUGAAAAGAAUCUCAAUACCAUCAGAGCAGUUGAUUCUGUCUUGAGCGUGAAAUUCCCUGUGGAGAUCGAUCCAAAUAAUCAUAUCAUCAUUGAAGGAUACCGUGCUCAACAUUCCCGUCAUCGUCUCCCCUGUAAAGGCGGUAUCCGUUUCUCAGAUGAGGUCGAUCUUCAAGAAGUCGAAGCCUUGGCUUCCUUGAUGACCUAUAAAUGUGCUGUCGUCGAUGUUCCCUUCGGAGGGGCUAAAGGAGGUGUGAAGCUCAACCCCAAGAACUUUACACCUGCACAACUGGAACGGAUCACUCGUCGAUACACCAUGGAACUCUGUCAAAAGAACUUUAUUGGGCCCGGUGUGGAUGUCCCAGCACCCGAUGUCGGUACUGGACCUCGUGAGAUGUCAUGGAUCAUGGAUACUUACCGUCAAUUCAACCCUCAGGAUGUGAAUGCGGCUGGAUGUGUGACGGGCAAACCCAUCUCUCAAGGAGGAGUCCGUGGUCGUAAUGAAGCAACAGGCCUAGGUGUCUACUAUGGUGUUCGCGAGUUCUUAAAAUUCCCAGAAGUUCAAAAGAUGGCUGGAUUGACAGGAGAGGUCGCAGGCAAGACUGUGAUUGUUCAAGGAUUUGGAAAUGUUGGUUAUUGGGCCGCAAAGUUCUUUCACAGGAACGGUGCCAAGGUCAUUGGAAUUGGUGAGCAUGACGUUUCUGCAUAUGAUCCUGAUGGUUUAGAUGUUGAGGCCCUUUUCAAGUACCGUGCAGAAAAGGGCUCAUUCCGUGGAUUUGAGAACGCAGAGAUGAUUGAAGACCCUAGCAAGAUUCUCGAACGUGAAUGCGAUAUCUUGAUUCCUGCUGCUUUGGAACGGCAGAUCGGUCUCAAGAACGUGAAGAGGAUCAAGGCCAAAAUCAUUGGUGAGGCUGCUAAUGGACCCAUCACCCCAGAUGCUCACGAUUAUCUUGUCGCACAAGGCAAGGUCGUUAUCCCAGAUUUGUUGUUGAACGCCGGUGGAGUUACUGUUUCAUACUUUGAGUGGCUCAAAAACUUGUCCCAUGUUCGAUUCGGUCGUAUGUCUCGUAAAUGGGAAGAGGCCGGCAAGAGCAAGCUUUUGACGUUGGUAGAGGAAAAUGCAGGUCGACAAUUGACUCCACAAGAACGACGUGCUGUGAUCCAUGGAGCUGAAGAGCAUGAGCUCGUCUACUCUGGUUUGGAGGACACCAUGAUCGGUGCCUGCGAGGAGACUCGUGCCACAGCUGCAGCCAAGAACACUGAUUUCCGUACAGCUGCUCUUGUGAACGCGAUCCUAAAGAUCUCCACUGUCACCACUCAAUCUGGUCAAAUGUUCCUGUAGAAUAUUAAAAAGAAAAAAGG